Molecule: messenger RNA, 2335 nt
Organism: Oryzias melastigma (Indian medaka)
Lineage: Eukaryota; Metazoa; Chordata; Actinopteri; Beloniformes; Adrianichthyidae
Product: cilia- and flagella-associated protein 100
Exons: 14
Coding region: 738-2333 (531 amino acids)
Source: RefSeq, a predicted model, not a curated record
UGUGAUGCAUUUCCUUCAAAAGCUGAAUAAAAAUCAAGAUUCCUCCUUUUUUAACGCUGCGUGCCCUUUGCUGCUGUUCGAGCCAACACUCCCCCACGUGUUAGCAUUACUUCAACCUGACAAUCUGACAGUGGGAUUUCCUGCAAGCAAGAGUAGUGUGUGGGCUGCUCUGUGGAGCUGGGAUGUGCAGGGUCAUGUGCAAAUGCGUUGGUGGCAAAAUGUACAGUAUUAGCUUCUAAGAAUAUUCAGCGGUGCAGAAAAAAGGCGAGAUGUCCUGGCGAUCAGAAUGAAACACAUGCUCUCUGGGUCUUUAAGUGACAUCUUUUAAAUCUUGUGUAAAUGUUUCUUGCUAACAUACUGAGUGUGCAAAGAGAGGAUUACAAGAAAAUACAUUUUUUAAUCAGUUUGUGCCAUCUAGUGGUGGUUAUAGGCACAGUCCCUCUGCUCAAUGUGAAGGCAAUAAUUCCCAGGAGGCUUGAACGCAGCAGGUUACCAAGACAACAGUACACAAGCGGAGGCAAAAACAUGCUAAAGAGGAAGAAAUUGGACUCUCUUUCUAUUCACUUCUUAAUGGAUCUAUAAAGAACGUACACAGGAAGGAAUCAGUGCUAACGUAAGCAGCUUUAUGCAGUCAGAGCCUCAUAUUGCUGCAAGAUCUAAAAAAAAAAAAAACAGGUAAUGAGUGAAAAAUCUUGAAGUAUUCCAAGAACAAAUGAUGAAAUUACUUUUAUUUUUUUAUGUUUGCAGAUAUGAGGAGAACACAACGGAGCCCGUUUCAAAUCCCAGAUGAUAGCAGCUUUUUUCAGUUUGGUGCAAAUGAAAGAAAAGAGCAAAAAGAGGAGAUGCGUAAAUACCUGGCAUUGCCAAUUGGAGAGAAGACAUCCCACGCUGCAAGAAUGAGAGCCAAGCUGAAGAAUGAGCUGGUGGGAGAGCCGGAGGAGGAGGAAGAGGAGAAAAAGAGGACUCUGAAGCAAAGCAAGAGUAACACGGGAGUCACUAAGCAGGCAUCUGGAAAACGGGAUCUGAAACUUUUCCCGGUGAAAAGGGAAAACAUCACAAAGCAAAGCAAAUAUGAAUUCAUCUCCAUGGAACGACAAAAAGCUGUUUUGGAGUUAUCUCUGAUAGCAAAGCGGUCAGAGAUUUUGAAGAUGGACAGAGCCAUAGUGAAAGAAGAGAAGCAGCUGAGAGAACUUGAGAAGGACAUUGAGAUGCAGAACCAGAGGUUUGAGGAGUUCCUCAAGGAGAACGAGAGAAAGUCCGUGGAGGCCAGAACCCUCUUUGAACAGGAGGACAAAUUAAAGCAGGAGAAGAAUGCUGAGAUUAAGAAGCUCACGGCAGAAAUAGGGAUCAUAAAAAGAGAAAUCUUUGGGUUUGAAGAAACCCUGAUGGACUACAAGCGAUACAAAGACUUUCUGCACCGACUUUCUCCUCCAGAGUGGCAGGAGGAGCAGAAGUUAAAGGCCUUGAAGGCUAAAAAAUCCUCUGAUAAAGAUAGAGAAGAAAACCAGGAGGUGACGCUCAAAAAUGAUGUGGAGAGGAAGCCGUCCAGUUCAGACAGACGAGAGGCGGAGCUCUCAUCGGCUCACCUCAGUGAUGCAGGCACUGAUGACAGCUCUGACUAUGAGGAUGAUCCAGGAAUGUACUUCACCGACCCCCAGCAGCUGCUGGACCUGAUGGCGGAGCUGACCGAGCAGAACCUCGCUCUAAUCCAGGACUCUGCGAGGGUGGAGGAGAAGCUGGAGGAGCUCCAACAUGCAAUAGAGGCCACGAGGAGAGAGAUUGAUGAAGAUUACCUGCAGAUCAAAGUGCAGAUUGAUGACGUGAAGCAGAGAAGAGAAAGAGAGCGAGCGAGAGCCGCCAAGCUCCAGCAGAAGGUUCAGCUCCACGUGUCCCUGAGCACAGAGGACCGGGAUGCGAUGUUGGAUGCUCUCGGUGAGAAAGUGGCAAAGGUCCACCGGAGCUGCGUGGACGACCGUAUGACCAACCUCAGCACCUUUGAGAAGGUGGCUGACAUCGAGAGUCGCAUGCUGUCACUGCUGGAGGGCCUGGAGAGCAUCCCUGGAGAGACGCUGGAGAACAUGAGGAAAAUCAAGGAGAGUGAGAAGAGGACCAGACAGCGUGAGGAAAAGUUAAGGGAGCAGAAAGAGAAACAGGAAGAAAGGAUGAAGAGAUACCAGGAAAGAUCUUUUUCUGACUCAAAGAAAAAGAGUGGGAGAAAGCUUGUGCCCAGAUGCAUGCCCAUUCCACACAAGGUCAAAGUCAAGACUGUGGAGAAGAAUCCUGCUGAAGAUGAGAUCCAUGAGUAUCUCUUUGGUUCUGACCACACCGAUUAGAA